AGAAAGCCCAACACCUGACGAUUCCAUAUCAGUGUUUGUUUUUCAAAAAAAAUUCAAAUUUGAUGGAGAAAAUGCAAUUUUAAAUACCAACACGCAUGAAUUCAGAAUAGAGGAAUUCGAUUACGUAAACAUGAUCUAUUCGGCCGCGUCGCACUAAAGGAGUGAAGUAAACCAUCUGAUGUCAAUUAGUCCACUCACCGGCGACAUCAUCUUUUCUAAAUUUCUGUUUUACGUCUGAAAUGAGCAAUCACAAAACAGAAAUGGCGAAAAGAAAAAAUGAUUAAAUUGAUUUUUGUUUAAAAAACAAACAAUGAUAUAAUACAGUUUCUUGGUUAAGAAGAACAUCUUUAUUUUUCUUGACUCAUUUUUAAAAUUUAAUCAAAUAUAAACCCGAGUGAAAUGUCUCAACAGUCAGCAUUUAAAAUCGUUUUGAGUAAUUUUCAUAAUCCAUCUCAAAUAGAUUCUAUUGGUGUUUCUGUUUUUUAGUGCGUCAUGGAGAAAGUGAAUGGACUGGAGACAACUUAUUUUGCGGUUGGUAUGAUGCCGAUUUAUCCGAGAAGGGUAUCAAUGAAGCAAAACAAGCUGGAAAAUGGCUAAAAGAGAAUGGAUAUACAUUCGAUGUUGUCUUCACAAGCGUCUUGAAACGUGCCAUAAAAACGGUAUACUAUAUUCAAGAGGAACUCGAUUUACAUUGGAUACCUGUUUAUCGUCAUUGGAGUUUAAAUGAGCGAAUGUAUGGCGCACUUCAAGGAAAAAAUAAAUCGGAAACGGCAGCCAAAUAUGGAGAAGAUCAAGUCAAGGUUUGGCGUCGUGCCUACGAUAUUCGACCACCACCAGUAGAGGAAACAAGUCAAUUUAAUCCAAGAAAUGACCCAAAAUAUAAAAAUUUAGAUAAACGUAUUUUACCAUUAACUGAAUGUUUGAAAGAUACGAUCAAUCGCGUUUUACCUGUCUGGCAUGAUCAAAUUGUGCCGAAAAUUAUUAUAGGCCAAAAUGUUUUAAUCUGCCUACAUGGAACAAGUUUGAGAGCUAUAAUAAAAUACUUAGAUCACGUGUCAGAUGAUCAAAUUAUCCAUAUGCAUAUACCAUCAGGUAUUCCGAUGGUCUAUGAAUUGGACGAAAAUUUGAAUGCAUUAAAUCAUUACUAUCUCGCACCCGAUGAUAUUGUCAAACAAGCUGUUGAACAUGUGGAAAAUCAAGGAAAAAUUAAAAAAUAA
This is a messenger RNA of Didymodactylos carnosus, 1217 nucleotides long. The record is from the annotation of a GenBank genome assembly. Lineage: Eukaryota; Metazoa; Rotifera; Eurotatoria; Philodinida; Philodinidae.